UGGACCCGCGACAAACCAGCGGCCCGAGCCGAGCGUCUUCCGCACGUCUUCCUGGUGGCAAAGCUCCCCACCCUCUUAAGGUGUUGGCUCGGCACGUGACGUGUUCCCAGCGCUCGCGAACCUUCAGGUCGCGUCGCGGCGCUCCGAGGUGUCGGAGGUCACUGUCCCUGAAAAACAAGCCGCAGCAGGAGCCGCCGGCGGGCGUGUGCGGAGGCUCCGGGCCUCGCCGAGCCGCCCGGACGCCUCACCUGACGGAGAGCGAAGAGCCGAGCAGACGCGCAGCUGUGGGACCACCGGGGUCACUUCCCGGGAAUGCGCUUCCCCGGUGUGCUGAUGGUGCAGGACCUUCUCCGAGGGAGACAGCUGCGGCAAAAAUAUACAAUUCACCUGUUGGGAGUCAACCAGUUGCCAGUGUGCUUGUUCCUAAGCCGGCCAUCAUGAGGGAGGAGAGUGGCAUGCCUCCCCCCUGGGACGCUUCCCUGCUGGAGAGUGAGUUUUUUCAAGUUUUAGAUGAUUUGGAUAGCAAGCUGGCUCAGGAGCAAUCUGCAGGCCUGGUGAAUACCAGAGCGCCAUUCAGCUACGCAUCAAGAACACAGUUCAAGUAUUCUCACCCGAGUAGGAGCAGGCACGGUCACGUCACAGGAAGACAUCAAAACUACCUCAGUGAAACUUCCAACAUGUCUAUCUACGACAUCCUGAGACCAGGAACUCCUAGAGAAGGCUUCAAAACCUUUUCUCCCAGGACAAAGACAAUUUAUGAUAUGUACAGGACCAGGGACACCAGAGUCUUAAAAGAAGAUUUCAUGCAAAAGAAUACGUUUGGUAGUACAUCUCUGUGCUUCGACAGCCGGCAAAGAUCAGCCUCACCAGCUGCCAGGCGUUUUACUGCCAGAAGUUUACACUUCCCAGCCGAUACUCAAAACAAGAGUAGUUUUACUCCACUGAGGCACCAGCAAAGCCCCAAAAGGACGCCUUUAUCAUCAAUCAUAUGGAACAGGUCAGAUUUUUCUAGACAUAGACAGGAUCUGGAAGGGCCACCAGGGGUCCCAUCACCAAUGGACAUUGACCCUCCUGAUCAGUAUGUAUCUCCUAAGUGUUUUCAGGAAAGUAGGAGGUAUGGGUUGUACCAUUCGCAGAACGCUUACCAGAGCUACCCUGUAAGCACUCCCAUGGAUAAUGCAAUGGGUCUUGAUGUGUUGGAGGACUCGGAGAAUGUGCCAUUCUACCAGCAGCAUAACCCAUCUGAGAGGUCUUUCUUCUGCAGUUCCUUGAGACAGAGCAGAGAGCACAGAUUUGGACAGAAUUCUUUUUGGAGCCAACAGGAAGAGCAUUCUUCCUGGUCUGACUUUCCCCAUGGCAGGCAGCCAUUUCCUUCUUCUGAGAAGGACUUCGAAAUGAUUUCCGUUGAAGCAACCAGGGCACCAUCUGUCUGCAGCCAUGGUGUCCCUUCUCAGCACUGGAGGCCGCGUUCUCCUGGCUAUGGACCAUAUGUGUACAGAGGUCAAGAAGAUCCACAUUGUUGGCGAUCUGAUUUUCAAACGUCCCCACUGGAAAGCAUGGACACCUCACAUGUUAAUGAGAACCAUUUGCCACCCCAUUUUGUCACAGCAGAUGGCUUUUCCGUAGCUGGCUCAAGCUUCCAUGUCCAGUCUUGUAGGCUGGACUCUCAGCAGGACCACUGUCCUAUAGCUGCAGCUGUAGAUGAAGAGCCUUGUUUGUUCAGCAAAGCUCGGACUCUAGUGUCCGCAUUCAGACCUCCCUCCCCCCUCAUUCCUGACUGCCGAAGGGAGGCUCGGAGUCCCAGCUUCCAGAAUCCCACAGUUCCUUUGCAGAAAAUAGUCUCUAAUAAGCCAGACUCUCUUCCAAUAAGAAGCUGUACAGAAGUUACUGUAGCUUGUGGCCAGUCGACUGAAUCACUGUCUCUUGCUGACACCCAGUCCAACAUCCCAGUGAUAGAAAUGGACAGUGAAAAAGAUACAAAUGAAUCUAUUCCAGAGGAUGAACAGCUAAACAGGAGCAGCCAGAAAAACAAGCCAAGUGGGUUACCCCAACCUGCUUCACAGAUAGUGAUCUCUAAUGAUUUACCUGAUUUUCAAAGCGCCCCCUCCCAGGACUCAACCCAAAAUGACAGGUAUAUCUUUAAUGCAUCUGCCACAGAGAGUUCCAGAAGAUCACCCAGGGUCUUUUCCAGGAAAGGUACAUCCGAAAUUCAUACAACACAAAGAGAUAAAGGCCAGGAACUGAGCAAAAGUAAGUGUUUUCCUGGGAACAGGAAACUUGACUCAGCAGCUUCCCUGCCUUUUGUCCAAGAAAGCGGUACAUCACCAUCUCAUCCCAACCCAAAUCAAGAUUGUUACCAGACAACAGGAAGUCAUGAAGACACUUCAAGCAUCAUUAAAAACAGCCACUGGUGCUUUGAACCCACUGCUAACCAAAAGCCACAGUCCCCAGAGGAGCCCGCUCUUUUAGACCUUGAGCGACAGCGAUACCCUUUCACUCAUUCUGCCAAUGGCAGUAAGCUGGCUGCUGGGCACACCGUCUCACAAGGCCUUUCAGGUGUGUCGUCAGGGGCACCCCAAGAUUCCUUACCACUGAAUGAGUCUUUCCAGGAUGCCCUUCUGGCACCUUCCACUACAGUGUUCUCCAGGGGCCUUUCCGACCAAGACCCAUCUCAAGAACAGAGAGAAGAAAAAGACAAGGCUAUGAAGAACCGCAAUGAUCAGUUGGCUGUAAAUUCUGGAGGCAGCCAGGAGAAUCCUGGUGGUCCUGCACUUACGCAUGGUGCUGUCCUCUGCCAUCCAUACUCUCCCUUCAGAAAUGGGAGGGGGAAAGGAAGAGUAAGACGCCGCAUUUCCUGUAUUGAGGAGCUAACCAAAACAGAGAGCAGAGCAGCACCCACAGGCAAAGGCAAUAGCCUUGCUGAGGACCAAAGCAAUGUCAGAGCCCCUGAGCUCAGCUCAGUCUACUGCACCUUGCCGAGAAAAUCAGCCAGCUUCCUCACACACAGCAGACAGCCGGAAAGUAAGGUAAUGGCUGCUUCCGUCAGGAAUGGGCCGCUUCCGUUCCAAGUGAAAAAUAAAGCGGAAGUCCCCACUGGGAAGAGUGCAUCUGACAAACCCGGUUCUCCUGAGUCAGUGAGUGAUGCUUCAAAUUCAGUCGUGGGGACACCCGAAGCCACCAAGAGAAUGACAGAUAUGAAAGCCAUCAGAUCGGCUUCUCUUAGGAAGGGGCCGCUCCCUUUCCUCAUCAAGAGGGCAACAUCAUGUCCCUCGGGGGAGCCAUGCACCUUGGCUGGAAGUGGUGAGAGAGAAACGUCACCAGCCCUGGACAGGGAUGCUUCUGCUGUAACACCCAGGCCUGGGGGCACCAUCUUUAACUCUCUGGAGGGUGAGUCAGCAUUUGGAGCGAGUACUUUCUCCGAAAGACACAACCAAAAGGAAUUUGCUCUAGAACACCCUGGAAAGGAUGGUGAGACUCCUGCCCCCAGGAUGAGCUCAUUUACCCUUUCAAACAAAAGCCCAGAGCCUUUGUGUGUAGUUGGAUCAGAAAAGGAGCGUGGGAAAGCAUUACAUAAGUUUAAGACGACUAGCAUGUUUUCUGUUUCCGGGGAUGAAGAGAAUGUGAAGUGUCUGGAGGUAGUUUCAAUAUAUUACACUCUACCAAGGAAGCCCAGCAAGAAGUUCUGCAACCUCCUUCAGCAGUACACACAUGAUACCGAUUCACUCCGGGACGCUUUUCAGGGAGAGGCUAAAGCAUUUCCUAAUGCUUUAGAAAGUGAUGAGCUGAACUCUCCUGCGCAAGUGCAGUCCCGAAUGCCUCUACUGCAAGACCUAAAGUUGCCCGUUGACUCUGCUCCGUGCUGUCUUUCUCACGACUUGGACAAUCAGGCUGGCUCCCAAUUACCAAACAUGGAGGCCUCCAAAUCUACAUUAGAGGAAACAGCUUCUUCGAAGCCAGAUGUUUCUCUUCAUAAAGGAGAACCUAACACAGAAGAGAUGUUCCCAAGUAACUUAUCUGAAACAGCUGCAGAUGACUCACUAAGCAGGAAGGAGAGAGGUGGGGAAUUGCUAAAACAAACCCAACAGACCCCUUUACUGCUUCAGGAAAAAAGUGCUGCAGAAGAAAGCACUAAAAGUCAUCAACAGCCUUUUAAAGGAGGAAACAGCGAUCCCUCUGGUCUCCCAUCCCACUCAGAAGAUAAUGCUGAAAAUUCCCACAUCAGAAGAAAUUCUGGAACAAGCGCGGGUGGCAUGGCCAUUAUGUCAACAGGAAGUGGACUGUCUCCUUGGAGAGAUCAUGCAGCGGUGGUUGUGGAUGACAGUUCUCGUGGCUCACAGCCUAGGGAAACCAGUGGGACAGCUGGAUCAGACUGCCAAAAGCUGACUGCCAGAACGCCCUCUGACUCAGAAAGCCAAGCCUCUGCCCUAACGCCAGCGUUGCAUAAGCUGCAGCUUGCCGCAGGGGCUCAGACAGGGGCAGCAGACCCGCAGUCGGGACCCAGGCCAUCAGGAAGUCAGGAGACAAAUACAGCAGAGGUGAGGAAGCUUGGAGAUGAAACACAAAAGUUGGCAUGGGAUCAACCUUUACUCCCUGGAGGAAAUAAUAAAAAUAUAACCAACACGGGUGACCUAGAAACAAAAGCAGACAGAUGCUCAGUUAAACACAGAAGGGCAAGCAGAAAAAUCCCAGCUAGGGAUUUAAGUACCAGAAAACACGUAGCUACUGUCUUCUCCCAAAGUGAAAGCAAAUCUGGCUUUCCGCGGCUAUCUCUUUGCAGACCAGAGGACGGCCCACUCUCCCCUGAACCUACUGUAAACUCCACAGACUCCGCAGAUAAAAGCAGCCUGACGAAUGUGAGCAAAUCUGAGACCUUUCUCCAGGCUACUGCAAUACCCAACCCAGAACCUCCUUGUCAGUCCUGUAAUCAGGAGUCUAACACUCCACCACCACAUCAGAACGAGUCCAACAGUGUCUUAGAAACACCACCAAAGAGUGAGGGUUCUAAAGCCCGGACUUCAGGGGAGUCGGAAGCCCCAGCGCAGCUUACACUCGCCAGCCCCUUAGAAAACAGCUCUGACCGUCGGCAGAGGUUAAGUCCUUUACCCCUGGAGCCUGCACAGAAAUCUACAAUUGACUUCUCCCAGGGUCAGCUGCGCGACAGGAGUGCUCCGUCUCCUGAGCCACACCUCUAUCGGUCCAAGAGUUUAAAAAACUUCAGUGUGGGUGGUGACCUGCUGUGCGCAAGCCAGCCUCCCAAAGCCAGGGGGCGCCACUUCUCUGAAAACACUUCCAUUGACAGUGCUCUGAGGCAACUGUCCCUUGAAGAUGACUCCUCCCACCACAGCGGCUACAGUCGAAGAUUCAAAUCUUUUUCUGAGCUUCCCGCCUCUUAUGAAGGCGAAAGUUGGGCUUUGCAUAACAGGACGCGAGUGGGCCCGAAGUCCACCUCAUCCAUUUCCAGGCCUAUUGAUUAUGGGAUUUUUGGGAAAGAGCAGCAGUUGGCUUUCUUGGAGAAUGUCAAACGGUCACUCACACAAGGAAGAUUAUGGAAGCCAAGUUUUCUCAAGAACCCUGGCUUCCUCAAGGAUGAGGUACUUAAUGCUUCCAACCUCUCGCAGUCAGAGCUGUUAAAUUCUCCUGGUGGUCAGGCGCCAGAAGACGGCUUAUUUUUAAACGCACCACUUAAUAUCUAUGAGGAGGACCCCGUGGACCCAAUGGACUCGGACUGGGACACAGACACAACCACAGAUGACGAAUACUACCUGGAUGAAAAUGAUAAAGAGUCAGAACUGUGAGACUUUUGCAAGAAACUGUAUAAUAUAAUACUUUCACUGUUUUUUAACCAAAAGUUUACCAUUGAAAUGAGUCUAAAUUUAUAGACAGAUAAAGAAGAUCCAGUUUGAGCAGUGUCUACACCAAAACAACCCAUUCCUUUCUAUUCCAUUUUUCCCCCUUCUGAAUUCUAAGAACAAUGCUUAUUGGUUUUGAGAGGUCUUGUUUGCUUGUUUUUCCUGCUAUUUUCUUCUGGUGUGUUUGCCUUUCUUGUAUCUUCCCCCAACCUUAUAUCUAAGCCACUUUUCAGUGUUAGCUCUAUUUUCCUUAUCGUUUUCACACAUCUCUUACCCCUAAAGGUUUGGGGACAGGUUCAGCCUUGCUACUUGCUAAUUACCCAGCACAGUCGCUAGGCUGAAUUGCCUCUCUGUCCACAGCCUGAAUUCAAGAGGUUAAAUUUAAUAUAGGGAAAGCAAUCGUCAGGUGAAAAACUGUCAGCGCAUGUUUUCAUUUAUGCCGUGCCACAGAGGCUGGAAGGGGACAUCAGAGCUCCUAGAUUGGGAGUGACAGGUGGGGUCGUGUGGGUAGCAACCCUGGUCCUCUGCAGGAGCUCUUAACCACAGAGCACUGUCCAGCCACAGGACGAAGGGGCUGUUCUGAGAGAAUCCUUGCUCUUCUGUAGUGGGCCCUUAAACACCUGGUUAGACGACAUGUCGAGGUUAUGAACGAAGCAUUGUGGAUUUCUCUGGAACAGUUUGUGGUGGUUGGAUGAAUUUCUGAGCUUAGAGCGGGGACGAAACACAAACGAUGCAGGCAGUGAGUGCAGCUUGGCCACGCAGACAAAAGCUAAUGGGUGGAGAUGACAGAAAGCUCUUUGCUGGACCAGCUUUAUUUUGCUGCUCUCUCCACAACUGUCUUUCCCAUCUCCCCAGACCUGUGCUUUUUUCAUCUCCUUAUUUAUAGCCCAGGCUGGGCCUUCUUAAACUUCUCUUACUUCAUGUCUUUGUAGUUUGGGGAAUUUUUACAUGACUUCGGGUAUAUACAUAUAUAAAAUAGAGACACAAAUCAAAUAUUCACUGAUAACUCAAAUUUAUUUUAAAACCAGUUUCUGGCUUGCACACAAAUUUACCAUUUGUUUAAGGUAAGAACAAAACAUAUACUAAUGAGCUAGAUGUAUCUGUUUGCCUAGCACAGAGCAGUCUGAGGACAGGCUAAUGUUACCCACUUGCUGGAGAAUAAAUUGAAGAGAAGUCUUUGUUGCUGUAAUUGCUCUUCAAUAUGAGCAGAGAUCUUGCCAUGUGCAGUAAAAACAUCGCAGAACUGUGUCAGAUCUCCUCUCCCCACUUUCCUUUCCUCUCUCCCUGCACUCUCUUCUCUUCUUCCUCCCAGGACAAGGUGUCCAUGCUGUGUGUGUGAGCCAAGGCUGCAGUGAAGCCACACCAGGCACCAUGGGAAAAGCAGGGCCAGGAUUCAUUACAUGGUUAAUUUUGAAUUGUUUGUUGUGUUUGUUCAGUGCACUUUCAGAAACUUUUACUGCUGCCAUUUUUUUUUUGUAACCCCACAUUCAGUUAUGCAACCCCAUAAAGAGUGAGGGCACACAGUCUAAGAAGCUUUGGGUUAGGACACGAGAAGGAUUUUAGUGGGAACCUUGGAAGAAUCCUUAAGAUGCUGGAUCAGACACGAUGUCUGGGAACCACUUGGCUCCUCUGCUGACCCAUCCUUCAAGCCCUCAGGAACAUCUAACUCAAAACUCCUAAUUUACUGUAAGCCACGUGUGAUACCCAUUGUCAAUUCGGCUUCCUACCUCUUUAGUUGCUACCUAGAAAAAUCUGGAGCUUUCUCGCCUCUAAUUCAAGAUCAAGGUCUAUGGUUGAGGCCGAGGGUGAUGGAGACCUGAGCAGCCUGGGAUGACAGGAGUGGAUUUUGUCCUAUAUAGCUGUUUUCUGACAUACUUAUAUCUUCCAGAUAAACUGAAGCUAAGGACAGGUGUGGGCAAAGGGUACAGAGAUCUGGCGCCGACACAGAUGCAAGAAAGAUCUAUAUUAUUAUUAUUAUUGCCCUCGUAAUCAUUGUCUGGCCUCAAAGCCCCACGCCUGGGCUAGUUUACAUUGGUCCCGUAAGACUCAGAACUAAUAAAGGUGAGGUCACUGGCAUUUCCUUCAGCCUGUCCGCUCAAACUUUGAGCUCCAGCCAAUUUGAAGCUCAAAAAGAUGCCUAAACCAACUGUCCUGAACUGAUUCAAACUUGAAUAGUAAAGAAAAAAAUUUGUCUAAAAACAAAAAACUUAAGCACAUGCCUUUCCUCUUGCUGUUUACCUGAUUAUUUGAGUAAACCUCUCACAUAUUAUGACUUUUGUGUGACUUUAAUAUAUUCUGAGAUAUUUUAACAGUAAGAUCUUGGUUGUUGUUUUUUUUUUUUUUUUUUAAUGAUCACCAUGAGAUACUAUUUCAGUAAAUAUUUUGAGCCUACAUGAGUCUGCAAGAGGUGACACAAAGUCGGCUUGCUUUUGAACAAGGUGAGGCUCUGAGUGGGGGAAGUGGGUAAGAAGGACAGAUGCUUUGGAGGCCCUGACUCUGCGCCGGAACGUGCUUUCCAUAUGGAAAGGUUCCUGGCUGCCCCGCUUGUCUGCACCAUGUGUAAGGAUCACUGCUUGUGGGGUGAGGGAGGAGAAAAACGGUGAUUUCACAAAAAUACAACAGCACCUUCACUGUCCUAGAGUUUAUGAAGCACUUCGUUGAAGAAGUCUAGAGUCUGUCUUCGUGUUGUAAUACGUAGACUGCUUUUUGAUGAUCAUUUUGGGCACAGCUGUGGUAACUUUAAUGAUGGUCAUUUCAUAUUUUUCCUAAACUAUAUAAUCAUUUAUAAUAUAUAAAUAUAUAUAAUCAAUUACAAACAGUAAAACACUAAUUGAUCAAUGCUAAUAAGUUCCUAGGAAACUACUAGUCUGCUUAAAUAUUAGGUUAACACGGCUAUAAAUAUUGUGUUGUUAAAUUUGUUUUACGUGGAGUUUAGGAAGAUUAUUUUAUUUUUUAGAUACUCCCAUCUGAAGUUUACUCUCCCAUCAUAAAUACAUUGAUUUUCAUAAAACUCCCAUUGCUACUAACACGAGUUUGGUGUUAAGGAGAAUGUCAAAAGGGAAAACUGGUUUGUAUAAGAAAUAAAGGUGGUUAACAAGGUUGCUGAAAGAAUUCUACUGCGGUUGUGGAAAAGAUGAGGAUCAAGUGGAAAAUCCACAGCGCUGUAAAAACAAGCGUCUCUAUUGACUGCUGUUGUGUUCUACCAGGCCUUACUGCUUAGAGCUUAUUGUCUAUAGUGGAGUCUUGGGAUGCCCUACCUACAUGUACAGUAUAGAUACGUAAAUAUAUUAGUUUGCAAGUUUGCAUUACUGCUUAAUGGCCCUUUGUGACCAAUAAUUCCAUUCCGAAACAAUAAGCCAUAAUCAGCACCUUUGUUAAAACUGUCAAGACUCCUCUUACGGUUUUCCUCAGAUCUGUUCCCAAAGCGUGGACUAUGGACUAGAAGGUGAAAUCUUGUAAUGAUGCUUUUGUCGAAAUAAAGAACUUAA
Psammomys obesus (fat sand rat) is the source of this 9337-nucleotide messenger RNA. It is a transcript of the gene Exph5, whose product is annotated as exophilin 5. Gene Ontology annotation, cellular component: endosome. Gene Ontology annotation, biological process: positive regulation of exocytosis; positive regulation of protein secretion; multivesicular body sorting pathway. Bases 438 to 5795 code for a protein of 1785 amino acids. The transcript has 4 exons. The record is from RefSeq and is a predicted model, not a curated record. NCBI's taxonomy places the organism in Eukaryota, Metazoa, Chordata, Mammalia, Rodentia, Muridae.